AUGGCCGUCAGUGAAGAACCAUUCGAUCAGUGCACCACAUAUGCCCGUUUCGGAGUUCCAAGCGGCAAACGCCGGCGGCACGCUCAAUCCCAUCUCGCAACCGAUGCGGUAGGCAAUGACCUCGGACCAGAACUGAUCGGGCAGUUGGCGCAGGCGCCGGCGCGCAUAGAACAUCCGCGUCUUGACCGUCUCCGCGGGGCAGCCCACCACCUCGGCGAUCUCGGCGUAGGCCAUGUCAUGGAAGUAACACAGCUCCACGACCGCCCGGUGCUCGGGCGACAGCUCCGCCAUCGCCGCCCGCAAGCGGUCGCGCACCUGGGAGGACCCCAGACGCUGCUCGGGGCCCGGCCCGCUGUCCGCGGCCUCGUCGGCGUCGUCGGACUCCACCGGCAGGUCCUGCCGGCUCAGGGCCUUCAGGCCCUUGCGGUAGGCAAUGCCGAAGAUCCAGGUCGACAGCUUGCUGCGCCCGUCGAAGCUGUCGGCCCGCUGCCAGACCACCAGCAGCGUGUCGUUGAGCACCUCCUCCAGCAGGUCCGGCUGGCGCAGCAUGUGCACCAGGAAACGCGACAGCCGGGGAAGCGCGAUGGCAUUGGCGCGGCAACGGCGCCACACUCGGCCGACGCCGCUUGCGCCCGCCGCCAUGAACGAACUGCUCGCCGCCUUCCGCUACACGACGAACAACCACGCCCAGAUCGCCGCCAGCACCACCUGCGGGUGCUGCCACUGCGUGAAGAUCUUCAAGCCCGACGACAUCGUCGGCUGGACAGGGCUCACGGUCGAGAACGUCGACGACCCCCGGGCCCUGGCCGCGCAGACCGCGAUGUGCCCGCACUGCGGCAGCGAGGCGUUCGGCCUGCGCCCGGAGCACAUCGGCCUGGUGCCCAAGCCUGGCAGCCUGCCGGUGCAGGCCACGCUGAAGUUCUGCGAGCACAUGGGCUCCGAGGUCUUCACCUACUUCGACGUCGGCGGCGUGGCCUUCAGCGCCCGCGUGCCGGCAGAGGACGGCACAGCCCUGACCGCACUGCCCCGCGGCGCGGCCGUCACGCUGCACUUCCAGCUCGCCCACGCCCACCUUUUCGUCGCCGACGACCACGGCGCGAGUCUCCUCACAUGAGCUUGAGCCGCCGCCUCGUCCUUGCCAGCGGCGCUGCGCUGGCUGCGCCCUUCGUCCAUGCCCAGGACAAGCCCGUGCUGCGCUUCGCCUGGUGGGGCGGCGCCAGCCGCCACCAGUCCACGCUGGCCGCGCUGAAGGUCUUCGAGCAGCGCCACGGCGUGCGCGUGAAGGCCGAGUACAUGGGCUUCAACGGCUACCUGGAACGGCCUGACGACGCAGAUCGCCGGCCGCUCCGAGCCCGACGUCAUGCAGAUCAACUGGGCGUGGCUGGCCAUGUUCAGCAAGCGCGGCAACGGCUUCACCGACCUGAACAGCGUCGCCAAGGAACUGUCGCUGGACCAGUUCACCGAAGACGACCUCGCCUACGGCCGCGUGCAGGGCAAGCUCAACGCGCUGCCCACGUCCUUCAGCGCCCGGGUCUUCCUGUGGAACCAGACCGCCUUCGGCCGGGCCGGCGUGAAGCUGCCCGAGACGUGGGACGAGCUCUUCGCCACCGGUCCCGCCUUCCGAGCCAAGCUGGGCGAUGCCCACUACCCGCUGGACGGCGAGCUCUACGACAUGAUCCUGCUGUCGCAGAGCUUCAUCCAGCAGAAGCACGGCACGCCCUUCGUCGAUCCCGCCAAGCCGCGCGUGGCGAUGAGCCCCGACGCGGCGCUGGAAUGGGUGCGGACGUACAAGGCGCCUCGUCAACGACCACGUCGCCACGCCGCUGCCCCUGCGCGCGAGCCUCGGCGGUGCCGAGAAGCCCACCGAGCAGCAGCCCGACUGGGUCACCGGACGCUGGGCCGGCAACUACACCUGGGACUCGGUCAUCGGCCUGCGCGGCCUCCACGCUCGCGCCGGGUGAGAAGCUGGCGCUGGGUGCCUUCCCGACGCUGCCCGGCGCCAAGGACAGCGGCCUCUUCGGCCGCCCGACGGUCAUACCUCGGCGCCGACGCCGAACAACCAGCAGCUCGAGCGCGUGUCCGUCACCCGCCAGCAGACCGACACCGACCUGCGCCGCCGCGAGCCCGGUGGCCAAGCAGCUCUACGGCCGCGACGAGCUCGACAAAGUACGGCGACACGCAGCUCAGCGACGUGCUCAAGCGCCUGCCCGGCAUCAACGUCUCCGGCGGCCAGCUGCGCAUGCGCGGCCUGGGCGGCGCGUACACGCAGAUCCUCGUCAACGGCGAGCCGGCGCCCCCGGGAUUCAGCCUCGACAACCUGAACCCCGCCCAGGUCGAGCGGCUGGAAGUGACGCAAGGCCCCCGACGGCCGACCAGAGCGCCCAGGCCAUCGCCGGCACGCUGAACAUCAUCCUGAAGGACGCGCCGCGCAUCGUGCAGAAGGACCUGCGCAUCGGCGUCGCGUAUGCGAACGAGAACCCGGUCGUGAACGGCGGCUUCACCUACGGCAACCGCACGGUCGGCGGCCUGGGCUUCGUGCUGCCGAUCAACGUCUUCCAGUGGGACAACCGCACCCAGACCGACGGCGAGCGCCUGCGCGACAGCGGCGCCACGCGACUGAGCAGCUCGGGCGCCGACCGCUCGCACGGCCGCGGCGUGAACGUGUCGCCCCGCCUGAAUUGGAAGCUCGGCGACGACGAAACGCUGACGCUGCAGACCUUCUUCAUCACGAACCGCUUCUACAACGAAGGUCACAACGACACCGAGAUCCUCGCCUCCACGCCCAGCAGCGUGCUGCCGCCGAGCCUGCGCGACGAGACGCGCAACCGCGGCACCUUCCAGGCGCAGCGCGUGAACCUGCAAUACAACAACCGCUUCGACGAGGACAAGCGCGUGGAGCUGCGCGCCGGGGCCGGCAGUGGCGGCGCGGACUUCAACUUCGACUUCCUCGGGCGCGACAAGGCCGGCACGCAGACGGUCAGCCGCACGACCAGCGGCGAGAACCGCAACCGCAACGCCACGCUGUCGGGCAAGUACAGCCAGUACGCCGGUGAAGCGCACACGCUGACCGGCGGUGGCGAGAUCGAGCGCCGCACGCGUGACGAGACGCGCCGCACCGUGGAGAACGGCGCCGACCUGCUGCCCGGCAUCGAGGGCCAGCCCUUCGACGCCACCAUCACCCGCACCGCCUUCUACGGCCAGGACGAGUGGGAGAUCAACAAGCAGUGGUCGGCCUACUUCGGCGUGCGCCACGAGCAGAUCAAGACGGUCAGCACCGGCGUGGGCAAUGAGUUCAACAGCACCGAGCAAGGUCACGACGCCGCUGCUGCACCUGAACUUCAAGCCCGACCCCAAGGGCCCGCGACCUGGAUGCGCGCCAGCCUGACGCGCAGCUACAAGGCCGCCGACGUGCAGCAGCUGAUCGCCCGCCCGAGCAUCAACACCGACUACCCGGCCAUCGGCCCGAAUGCGCGCGAGAACACCCAGUCCGCGCCCGACCGCAUCGGCAACCCCGACCUGAAGCCCGAAGCUCGCCACCGGCCUGGACGUGGCCUGGGAGAACUACCUGCCCGCAGGCGGCCUGGUGUCGGUGGGCGUGUUCCACCGUCGCAUCACCGGCCUCGUGCGCAACUCGCUGGUGCUGGAGCAGAACGUCAGCUGGUCGACCGUGCCGCGCUGGGUGGCCAAGCCGAUCAACCUGAGCAAGGCGACCACCGAAGGGCUCGAGCUGGAGGUGAAGGGCCGCGCGUCGGAGCUGUUCCCCAGCCUGUUCGAGCCGACGACGGCACUGAGCCUGCGGGCCUCGCUCAACCUGGCCUCGUCGCCCAUGCCGGCCAGGCGCAAAGCGGCCUCGGCUUGGCGGGUGGCGGCUUCCGCAGAUCGUUGGGCGGCCUGCGCCUCCUGCACGCGCCGCUCGGGCAGGAUGCCCUCGUCGAACAAGCGGCGCUCACGCUCCAGCGUCUGCCGUGCGAGCUGAAGGCGGGUGCCGGCGUCCAUCAGUCGCAGCUGCAUCUCUCCGAGUGCCGGGCUGACCAGCCGCAGCAGCGCCUGGCCAGGCUUGACCGCGUCCUGGGGGUUCACAAGCACCUGGGCGACGACGCCGUCCACCGGCGCACUGACCAGGACGUCCAGCUCGGGCGGCAAGGUCACCCGGGCGGGGGCCGCUGCGCCCACAGCACUGGCUGGCGCGACCAGCUUUUGAAGGCCGACGCCCAGCGCCUGGAGCUGCGCCGGUGGGACGACGAAAUCAGCGGCAGGCGCAGCUGCCACGGCCAGGGAUGCCCAGGUACUGAGCACGAACGCGGGCCAGAGCCGGCGUCGAGAAGAAGACCGCAAGGUGUGCUCCCAGAAGGUGUUGGCCUGUCGACUGCUGAUCUGAUCGGUGACGUCAGGGAGCAGCGGCAGGGGCUGACGGCGAGUCUGGGCGGCACCCCUUAA
This is a messenger RNA of Ostertagia ostertagi, 4437 nucleotides long. The record is from the annotation of a GenBank genome assembly. NCBI's taxonomy places the organism in Eukaryota, Metazoa, Nematoda, Chromadorea, Rhabditida, Trichostrongylidae.